Molecule: messenger RNA, 408 nt
Organism: Neurospora hispaniola
Lineage: Eukaryota; Fungi; Ascomycota; Sordariomycetes; Sordariales; Sordariaceae
Product: hit family protein 1
Exons: 3
Coding region: 1-408 (135 amino acids)
Biological process (GO): nucleotide metabolic process
Molecular function (GO): catalytic activity
Source: RefSeq, a predicted model, not a curated record
AUGGCUUCUUCCGCGACUUGCAUUUUCUGCAAGAUUGUCAAGGGUGAAAUCCCCUGCUUCAAGCUCGUCGAGACCGAAAAGACUCUUGCCUUUCUCGACAUCCAGCCUCUUUCCCGCGGUCAUGCCCUCGUAAUCCCCAAACACCACGGCGAGAAACUCGCCGACAUCCCCGACGACUCCCUCGCCGAGCUUCUCCCCAUCGCCAAGAAGCUCGCCAUCGCCUCGGGCGCCGUCGACUACAACAUCCUGCAAAACAACGGCAAGCUGGCGCACCAGGAGGUCGGACACGUGCACGUGCACAUGAUUCCCAAGCCCAACGAGAAGGAAGGGCUCAUUGUCGGGUGGCCGCAGCAGGCGACGGACAUGGAGGCGUUGAAGAAGUUGCAUGCCGAGAUUAAGAAGUUGUAG